AUGCCUAGAAUCACCGCUCCCGUCUCAAAGCUCACUCGCUCUCUGGCUGAGUCUCAGCGCCAUGCCGGUAUCGCUCUCAUGCCCAAGUAUGCCGAGCUCCUCGGAGCUUCUUCAGAGCAGUCCCAGCACUCUGAGUCCUUGCAGUCCCGUGGUCUAAAGACUACCCACCGCCCUACUCCUCAGCCAUCUCUUUCUGGUCGCCGAAGGCCACUGAUGCAAAGCUUCCAUUCCUCAACACCUUCUCGCGCUCCUGUCAACCACGUCGACAGCACAGUCUUGCCCAAGAUUCACGCUACCCCCAACUUCAAUGAGCCUCUCCCUCGUAUGCCUCUUCUCCCUGACAACUAUGGCGCCUACCACAGCUCAAUGUCCGAUGCCGCCGACUUGUAUAGCAAGCGGCCCGUCAUCUUCGCUGUUGACCCUGAUGUCGUCGUUCCCGGUGCUCCCAUGGCUACCAUGGAUGCCAUCAACAUGGACAGCGUCGACGUCAAGUUUGUUCAUGAGCAGCCUGCUCAGGAACCAAAGGCAGACGACUCUGACCGAAGUACCUUUCUCAAAGACGUCUUCGGCGGCAUGAUUCAAGAUAUUCUUCCUGGACGCACGCUCAGCAAAAAUUAA
This is a messenger RNA of Fusarium subglutinans, 618 nucleotides long. RefSeq lists its product as uncharacterized. The transcript has 2 exons. Bases 1 to 618 code for a protein of 205 amino acids. Lineage: Eukaryota; Fungi; Ascomycota; Sordariomycetes; Hypocreales; Nectriaceae. The record is from RefSeq and is a predicted model, not a curated record.